Molecule: messenger RNA, 3803 nt
Organism: Onychomys torridus (southern grasshopper mouse)
Lineage: Eukaryota; Metazoa; Chordata; Mammalia; Rodentia; Cricetidae
Gene: Ubl3
Product: ubiquitin like 3
Exons: 5
Coding region: 856-1209 (117 amino acids)
Molecular function (GO): protein binding
Source: RefSeq, a predicted model, not a curated record
UCUUGGGCUCGGGCUGCCGCCACCGCCGCCAUGUUGGGCUGAGGCGAUGACAGGAGGCGGCCGGGGCGUGUGGGAUUGAGAAGUGGCGGAGGAGGCGGGGAGUCAGGGCUCUGAGGGGGAGCUGUUCCCUAGCUGAGGGAGGAGCCCCCGGAAGACGCCGCGGAAGGCAGCAAAGCGGAGGCGGCGGGAGCCCGGACGCGAUGCAGCCCGACCCGCGCGGCUGCGCCGAGGCGCCCGCGGCCUGAGCCCCUCCGGCGCUGCGCUCGGCUCGGCUCGGCCCGGUUCGGCUCGGCUCGGCCCGGUUCGGCUCGGCUCGGCUCGGCUGCCGGCGAAGUCGAUGCCCUUGAGCGCGGCUGCGCGCGGCCCGGCUGUGCGGCCCCGCGGCGCGCGCUGAGCCUCUCGGCGGCCCGGGCCGCCCUCAGCCCCGCGCUCGAUGUGUAGCCACAUAGUUAUCUGCACACUUGGUCGCCGGGGCUUUAAUGAGGACCUGAGUCGCGAGCGCGUGUGAAUCACCGCCUGGGCCCGGCAAGGAGGACGGCGCAUUUAACCCCCUCCCACCCCGCUCCAUGUCCGUGUGUCACUCGGCUCCGUCCACCUGGCGCGGCGGGUCCUGGCGCUGCCACUGCCGCUGACGACCGGCUCCCCCGCGCCUCUCGCCGCAGAACCUCCUGGGCUCCCACGGAACUUCUACUUGUUUUGUUUGGUUUUCUGUUGUUUUCCUUUUUGGAAAAGCUCAGCCGGGAACCGAUCUGAACUGUGAAGGUUUUCCAUUUCCCGUAGCCCCAGCACUUCGGCCCCUGUCUUUUCUGUUUUGUUUUUCCUGCGUAAACCUCUGGCCCACUCUCAAAAGGCAAGAUGUCCAGUCAUGUCCCGGCGGAUAUGAUUAACUUGCGCCUCAUCUUGGUGAGUGGGAAGACGAAGGAGUUCCUCUUCUCCCCAAAUGACUCCGCCUCCGACAUUGCGAAGCAUGUAUACGACAACUGGCCCAUGGACUGGGAAGAAGAACAGGUGAGCAGCCCAAACAUCCUGCGCCUCAUUUAUCAAGGCAGAUUUCUACACGGAAACGUCACGCUAGGAGCAUUAAAACUUCCCUUUGGCAAAACAACAGUGAUGCAUUUGGUGGCCAGAGAGACCCUGCCAGAGCCCAACUCACAAGGUCAGCGGAACCGGGAAAAGACUGGGGAGAGCAACUGCUGCGUGAUCCUGUGACGCGCUGCAGCAUGUGCAGUCUGUUGAUGCUGCUGGGACAGAGGACUUCAACAGCACCCGCACCUGUAGGACAGCCACACCUGCACAUCAUGGGGCUGAAUUACUCGGGAACUCUGUCUUCUCUUCUUAGAAAGUAAAAAGAACCAAGAACACUGUCAUCUGGUCCUUUAUUCCUGUCUCUCUUGUCUGUGUUGAGCACUCGGAAAUGCACGGUGGUCUCCAGGGAAGUCACCUUGCUGCCACGAAGACUCAUCCACAGAGUCAGAAAUCAGGUGUGGCAAGUACAGUUUGCACUAAAGAAAGAAAAAAGAUUAUCGUUAUUUUCCUCAUCAGCAGAAUCUGCCAGCGCCUGUGGUGCCCAGAAAUACUCCUGUGACAGCCCACACUGGAGGACACUCAGCAUCACUGAAGUUCAUCACCAGGCCAGUUGCACAGAGGAAAUGGGAAGGGAUCUAAAAUGCUGGGUGAAUUCUACCAAAGUCAGCCACCGUGGCUGUCCUCACACGAUAUCAAACUGGGCGUGACCAUCCUCACUGCAGCAAAGGAAAAGCCAUGCCUGCUGCUCACGGCACUCCGCAGAGGGAACCUCUGCUGCCUGAGCCCUGACUCCUCCAGACGGCGGCAGAGCUGGGCAGGCAGUAGUUCGACCCUAGCCUUAACGUAGAGGGCCGGUCUUGCGGGGCAUCACUGUGCAGAAGCGGUAGGAAGCCUCAGCAGCAGAUCCAAUUGUGUAUUUGAAUAUCGGAAAAGUGAAACCUUCCACCACUGUCACUCACCGUGACCACGCCCUCCUGCAUUAUGCUUACUCACCAGGACGGAGGAAUCCUUUUAAAAAGUCUCCAGAUACUAAUGUUGUUACUUUAUGUAGUUGCGUUUGGAAUCAGUGCUUGCAGUUGUAUUAAAAUCACAAGCUGGCUUUGAAGGCACACAUGAUUAGUGGCACCACUCUUAUUUUUAAUUUAAAGAUUGAUAUGCUAUAAAUAAACAAUUUGCACAGCACUAAAGCAUGAGCUAAUUUCAUCUAAACCUGUAAAAAAAAAGAUUUUAUAUUUUUUUCACUGGGAAGAAAUCUUCCUGGAUGAAAUUACAAAUAUGUGUAGAUUAUAUUUAAUAAAAAGACAUAAAAUAUCUAACUUUAGAACACAAAUAUAGAUUGGCGUGUAGCAUAUAGACAAUAUUCCAUAUCAAUAACUUUAUGCAGCCUUUUUAAAGAUGAAGUUGCAGACUGCGCUGUGUUCUGUAUCUGAUGAGGGUUCUUCGCUCUCAGCAACAUUCAAUGUCAAUGGUUUCAAUGGUCAUCUUUGUUUAAAUGCAAUCAGGUUACUUUAUUCAUUGUUAAUGCGUUGAUGAAGAGGCUUUAUAUGCAGUAGAUCUACGAAAAUAUUGUUCAUACUGAUCAGAAUUAAAUUUGUAUAGAGCAGAGUUUUAAAAUGAAUGUAAAUAGCACUAAACCUUUUCUUUCUGCAGCCUGUAUUAAUAGAUUCCUUCGGUAAACUAAAUAAAAAAAUUGUAGUGCAUUCAUUUUGUUGGUGAUUUAAAGGUCAAUAAUUGUUUGAGCAUUGUUUCAUCUAUUUUACAGUUAAUUUUCUGCUCUUCUGGGUCUUUUGAAUUUGACUCACUUACCACUCCGUGGCUGCUUGGGAAUGCAGGCUUACCUAGUUAGUGUGGGAAGCACAGCAGCUGGGGUUCUGUCUGGUCAUCACUAAAAUGUGACAUUCAGAAGAUGUCACGUAUCCAUCUGCUGUGUAGGCAUGGACUAGAGAAGAAUCCAGCAGGUGGUUAUCAUAGUGACCAUAUUCUUGUGGGAGUCAGACUGUGGGUUAAUCUUUUGUAAUACUUUAUUCUAGUCACUCACUGUCUUCCCAGGUUAGAGGCUUUCAGUUCAUUGUGAUUGUAUCUGGGACAGUUACAAAUACUCUAUUGGCCUUUGCUCAUUAGCAGAGAAGGAAUGUUCUCACUCAAAACCUAAUACCAUACUUGUACCAAAUUAAAAAGAAGCAAAAUUCUAUACCCAAAACACCAGAAACUUAAGUGUAUACAUGAAACUGCUGGACUCUACCUUUAAGACAAAAUGGACCGCUGAUGCCUGCAGUGGGGUUGAUCACACUCAGUCUGAGAUCAGAGGUCUCUGCCUAGAAUAGCCACAGCUUCCCUAAGGGUGAGUGGUGCAUAGACCUGUAAAGAGAGCCUGAGUCAUGGGCCUGACUCAGUCGUCUGUCACCUGCGGUGUCCUAGACUUAAGUGUUCUGCACAUGUCUUUCAUGUAAACCUCAGCAUACCUUCCUGCUUGGAACCAUGGGCUGUCUUCAAGAGAAGUUGUAUGUGACGUCCUCAUUCGUGCAGAGGUUUCACUAGCCAGACAGGUCCCUGGUGUCGUCUUGACCAAUACUGCAGCCUUUUCUGCUAGCCAGUGUGUGGUAACAGUGUUGACUGUGAAAAGCAAUUAAAGCUCUCUUUACCUGUUGAAGAAUAGGCCGCCUCUUUUGAAGAACUUCCAUUCGUAAUAUUGGGAUAUUUUUCCUAUUUAUCUCUCUACUCCUCCUUUCCUUUUUCAGUUUAUUUUAUGGCACUCAAAUAAAACUCACCAUGACUCA